Messenger RNA from Sesamum indicum (sesame), 2558 nucleotides. RefSeq names its product cyclic nucleotide gated channel 5 (gene CNGC5). Gene Ontology annotation, molecular function: voltage-gated potassium channel activity. Gene Ontology annotation, cellular component: membrane. Gene Ontology annotation, biological process: potassium ion transport; transmembrane transport. The record is from RefSeq and is a predicted model, not a curated record. Lineage: Eukaryota; Viridiplantae; Streptophyta; Magnoliopsida; Lamiales; Pedaliaceae.
UGCUGGUUGAACAAAUCCCUCUCUCUCUCUCUCUCUCUCUCUCCCCCCCUCCCACCCCUCUCUGAAUCAUCAAACUGGAUUUUAUGACUUAAUAUCUCCGAUUUUUGCUCUGAAUUUACAUUGAUUAUACAUAAUGUUUGAUUGCGGUUCGAAGUCUCAAUACAUUGCUGGACAGCGGGACAAGUUUGUAAGGUUGGACGACCUGGACUCGAGACUGUCAUCCCCAUCAGCUGCAGUUGCAACAAACAAAUGUGGCUUCAAUAUUGAUGGUUUGGGCCGUGGUGGUCGUACAACUCAUACUCCAUCAAAGUCCUUUAAGAGAGGAAUGAGAAAGGGGUCCCAAGGACUAAAAUCAAUUGGUCGGUCCCUUGGAUUUGGCGUCUCUAGGGCGGUAUUUCCUGAGGACCUCAAAGUGUCUGAGAAGAAGAUAUUUGAUCCGCAAGACAAACUUCUUACAUUUUGGAACAAGCUCUUUGUGACCUCUUGUAUUCUGGGUGUAUCUGUGGAUCCACUGUUUUUCUUCCUGCCAGUUUUUAAUCAGUCAUCAAAUUGCCUGGACAUAGAUAGAAAGUUAGCUAUCACGGCAACGACACUGCGGACAAUUGUUGAUGCUUUCUAUCUUAUUCACAUGGCUCUUCAAUUCCGAACUGCUUAUAUUGCUCCAUCAUCUCGGGUGUUUGGACGAGGUGAACUUGUAAUAGAUCCUGCACAGAUUGCUAAACGAUACUUGAAGUGCUAUUUCAUCAUUGAUUUCCUCGCAGUGCUUCCCCUACCCCAGAUCGUUGUCUGGAGAUUUCUGCAGAGGUCAAAAGGCUCAGAUGUACUGGGUACAAAACAAGCACUGUUUUAUAUCAUUUGGCUUCAGUACAUUCCUAGAUUUGCCCGAGUUUUUCCACUAACUUCAGAAUUGAAAAGAACUUCUGGUGUCUUUGCUGAAACUGCAUGGGCUGGUGCAGUUUCCUAUUUGCUCCUAUACAUGCUUGCCAGUCAUAUAGUUGGGGCUUUCUGGUACUUAUUAUCUGUGGAACGUAAUGAUACAUGCUGGCAGAGAGCUUGUAGACACAGUGGAAAAUGUAUCACCAAUUUCUUAUAUUGUGGAAAUCAAAACAUGCCAGGCUAUGAUAUCUGGAGCAACAUUAGUGUUUCAGUCUUAACUUCGGCUUGCCCUGUGGAUGAUGAGAAGAAUAUGCCAUUCGACUUCGGAAUCUUCAGGCAGGCUUUGUCAUCUGGCAUAGUUUCAUCAAGAAAGUUUUUGUCCAAAUAUUGUUACUGCCUGUGGUGGGGGCUGCAGAAUUUGAGUACACUUGGACAAGGACUUCAAACCAGCACUUUCCCUGGGGAGUCUAUAUUUAGCAUUGCACUUGCCAUCCUUGGGCUCAUUCUCUUUGCACUUUUGAUUGGAAAUAUGCAGACAUACCUUCAGUCACUUACCAUUCGACUUGAAGAGAUGAGAGUCAAAAGGCGUGACUCAGAGCAAUGGAUGCAUCAUCGCUUGCUCCCCCCAGAUCUCAGGGAGCGGGUUAGGCGCUAUGAUCAGUACAAGUGGUUAGAAACGCGUGGAGUGGAUGAAGAAAGUUUGGUUCAGAGUCUACCUAAGGAUCUCAGAAGGGACAUCAAACGUCAUCUUUGUCUGGCUUUGGUCAAGAGGGUCCCACUAUUCGAGAAUAUGGACGAGAGGUUGCUUGAUGCCAUUUGUGAGAGGCUGAAACCCUGUUUGUACACGGAAAAUACUUACAUUGUCCGAGAAGGAGAUCCAGUCGAUGAGAUGAUAUUCCUCAUCCGCGGUCGUCUGGAGAGUGUGACAACUGACGGUGGAAGAAGUGGUUUCUUCAAUCGCAGUUUACUGAAAGAAGGCGAUUUUUGUGGCGAGGAGCUUCUGACCUGGGCACUAGAUCCAAAAUCAGGUUCUAACCUGCCAUCUUCUACUCGGACGGUAAAGGCUCUGACUGAAGUCGAGGCUUUUGCCCUCACAGCUGAUGAAUUAAAGUUCGUUGCCAGUCAAUUCAGACGGCUCCACAGUCGGCAGGUCCAACACACCUUCCGUUUCUACUCACAGCAGUGGCGCACUUGGGCCGCUUGCUUUAUUCAAGCAGCGUGGCGUCGGUAUUCUAAAAGGAAACUAAUGGAGCUCAAGAGGAAGGAAGAAGAAGCAGAAGAAUUAGCUGGUGCCAGCAGCAAUGCCGGUGGAGGCUCGUAUAGCAUCGGGGCAACAUUCUUGGCGUCCAGGUUUGCUGCAAAUGCUCUGAGAGGAGUGCACAGAAACCGGAAUCUUAAAAGUGCCCGUGAGUUGGUCAAGCUGCAAAAGCCCCCAGAACCUGAUUUUACUGCCGAUGCAGAUUAAUAGCAUCUUAACUCAGUUUUUGUUGACUCCUAAAUCGAUCUUUGGAGCUCCCAAGGGUCAAAAAUGUAUAAUACUGGAGUGUUACUGUUGUGAGUUAUGUAACUGAUGUUUAUGGUUUGAAUUCUUUAUAAGGAAUUUGUAAAGAUCAGCCUGAUAAUAUUACAUUGUAUAUUAGAUUUGAGGACGAAUGAUUUCAUAAACUGCAGUUCGGAGCAUA